Molecule: messenger RNA, 3448 nt
Organism: Rhineura floridana
Lineage: Eukaryota; Metazoa; Chordata; Lepidosauria; Squamata; Rhineuridae
Gene: MMS19
Product: MMS19 homolog, cytosolic iron-sulfur assembly component
Exons: 31
Coding region: 92-3166 (1024 amino acids)
Biological process (GO): iron-sulfur cluster assembly
Cellular component (GO): MMXD complex; cytosolic [4Fe-4S] assembly targeting complex
Source: RefSeq, a predicted model, not a curated record
UAUAACUUUGCCCCUGUUAUUUCACACGUGAUAGAGGGGCCGCGCACGCGCGGUUUGCGUUUCUCCCCUACUCUGUUAUUCUCGGAUUAUCAUGGCGGCUGGAGGGGCCGGGGCCGGGGCCGGGGCUGGUGUGGGAGCGCCCGCGUCCCUGUUGCAGGGCUGGGAACGGGAAAACGCGGCCAGAGAAGCGGCGGAAGGAGUAAAAACUGGGACCUGCACCAUCUUGGAUGUUGUUGAAACCUUGGGAUCCCCUCUUGAGAAUGCAGAUCCUCGAAUGCGUGCACAGGGUAUCCAAAUGCUCUCUGAAGUCCUCCUGCAGUGCUACUCCCUACUUCAAGAGCAGGAAGUGACACAUCUUGUUUUGUUCUACGAGAACCGGCUGAAAGAUCAUCACCUUGUAAUUCCCUCUGUGCUGCAAGGACUCAAAGCUCUGAGUAUGUGUGUGGCGUUGGUUCCAGGCCUGGCAGUGUCUGUUCUCAAAGCCAUCUUCCAGGAAGUUCAUGUCCAGUCUUUGCUGCAAGCGGAUCGCCAUACAGUCUACAGUAUCAUCACUAACUUCAUGAGCAGUCGAGAGGCAGAGCUGAAAGGUCUGGGUGCUGACUUCACCUUCGGCUUCAUCCAGGUGAUGGAUGGGGAGAAGGACCCACGCAACCUGUUAAUAGCCUUCCAGAUUGUACGAGACAUCAUUGUAAAAGGCUAUGCUCUAGGGCCCUUCGCAGAGGAGCUGUUUGAGGUGACUUCCUGCUACUUCCCCAUCGACUUUACCCCUCCCCCCAAUGAUCCUCAUGGAAUCCAGAGAGAAGACUUGAUUGUCAGCCUGCGGGCAGUGCUGACCUCCACCCCCAUUUUUGCUGAGUUCCUGCUCCCAUUGCUCAUUGAGAAAAUGGACUCUGAUGUACAAAGUGCCAAGCUGGACUCCCUGCAAACCUUGAAUGCUGCCUGCAUGAUCUAUGGGCAGAAGGAGCUGAAGGAAUUCCUACCUAGCCUUUGGUCAUCUCUGCGGAGAGAGGUGUUUCAGACGGCAAGUGAGAAGAUUGAAGUAGAAGGUCUGUCUGCUUUGCGUGCUCUUUCAACAUGUCUGUCUCGCUUGGUGCUGAGUUCUGAUGAUGAGGAUCUUUUAGAUUCCUUCCUUGCGGGCAUUCUGCAAGAUUGCAGACACCAUCUAUGCGAGCCUGACAUGAAGCUGGUGUGGCCGAGUGCCAAACUCUUGCAGGCAGCUGCAGGGGCCUCUUUGAGAGGCUAUUACCGGAUCACAAAUAGUGUACUUCCCUUGCUGGUGGAACAGUAUACCAAACAUGUGCAGAGUAGCCAGCACAGGACAAUCUUGGAGGUGCUGCUUGGUUUCUUGGAGCUGCGACAACAGUGGGGUCUUCAGGAGGAAGACAAGAGUCCUCUGCUUUGCUCCAAAGCUGCCCUGUGUUCCAUGGUGUUCUCUGCACUUACUGAGCCCAGUGUACAACUUCAGUUGAUUGGGAUUCGGGUUCUGACCUUUCUAGGAUCACUGCAAGGGCUCCUAACCCUUUCAGAUGUGGAGAAGCUUGUGGAUCACCUUGCACAGUUCAUCCUGCAUGAGGAAGAUUCCCAGACCAGCUUGGCAGCAAUGGAGGCUGCUGGCAUCCUGGCUCCUGUCUAUCCAGAGGCCUUCAGCAGGUGUUUGGUUCGGAAGCUCUCAGAAGGGCUGCAAUCAGAAAUUCAGGAAGACACUAGUCCACCCCAACAGGAACGAUGCCUGCAGGCCCUGGCAGCAGUGUCCACUCACUCUAGUAUAGUGAGGGAAACUGUUCCAGUUCUCCUGCAGCACCUUCAGCAAGUUCAGGAAGACACGAUGCCUGCAGAUAGCCACGCUGUGGUGUCUGUGUGCCAGAGUCUGCAGCAGGUGGCAUUGCAAUGCCAACAAGAUGCUCAGAGUUAUUGGUACUUUCACCAGGCUGUGGUGCCCUGCUUGGUGGGCUUAGCAGUGCAGGCUGCUAUUCAAGAGAAUUCCCACACAGUGCCAAGCAAAAUACUGCUAAAGGAAGAAGCCUUAUCAGCCAUGGUAUUGGUCAUCAGCACUGCGUGUACACACUUAAACCCAGAGCUGGCUGCCCAGAGUGUCUCCAAAGUGGUUCCCCUCUUCUUAGAUGGAGACCUUUCCUUUCUUCCUGGAAACGCCUUUCACAGCACUUUCCAGCACUUUCAGGAUGGGCAGUGUCUGAUGGCAGCCCAGAGAAGACUUGUUGCUCUCCUCAUGGCCUUUGUCUGCUCAUUGCCAAGGAAUGUUCCAAUUCCUCAGCAAGACCGUUUGCUGUGUGAACUGUUAGCCCUGAGCUGUUCCAGUGACUGCCCCUUCACUGCCACAGCUGCUGCCAAAUGCUUUGCAGGGCUGGUUAACAAGCACCCAGCAGGGCCUCAGUUAGAUGAACUCUUGGAGACAGCCACAAACAAGCUGGAGCAAGGCCUGAAUGAGGGUACUCAUCAAAGCCAGGCCCUCAUCUUGCUGCUUUGGGUGAGCAAGGCUUUGUUGCUACGCUAUCACCCACUAAUUACACACCUGACUGACAAGCUACUGAUGCUUUUGGGGGACACAGUCCUUGGCCCUGCAGUGGGUGAUGGCUUUGCCUUGCUCAUGGGCGACUCCCCAGAUGUGCUGGGCAAGAGCUGCCAUGCUGAGGUGCGCCUCAUGUUCCGCCAGCGCUUCUUCACAGAGUGUGUGCCACAAUUGGUGCAGGGUUUCCACACAGCUGCCCCUGGUGUGAAAGCAAAUUACCUGAAAGGCUUGUCCCACAUACUGAACUAUUUGCCCAAGCCAGUGCUAGUGACAGAGCUGCCUACGUUGCUGCCUCUCUUGGUGGAAGCUGUAUCAUGUCCUGACCGUGUGGUGCAGCUCUCAACUUUGCACUGUCUGCAGCCAUUGUUGCUUGAUGCACCUCAUGUCAUGAGUCUGCAUAUUGAUACACUUGUGGGCAAGUUUCUCAGCCUGACAGAUAGCACUGCUAUGGCAAUCCGCAUUGCUGCACUUCAGUGCCUCCAUGCCCUUGCCUCCUUGCCUACUCCAGUGGUUUUACCCUACAAGUCACGAGUAAUUCGAGCACUGGCCAAACCCUUGGAUGAUAAGAAGCGGCUGGUGCGGAAGGAAGCUGUGACAGCACGCGGAGAAUGGUUUCUGCUUGGGACAUCUGCAAGGUGAAGCUUCACUCUGCAAAUCCUGACUGACAAUCUCGCCUGCCCCUGCUCACCUAGCAAGCCACCUGCCUUUAUGUCCUGGAGCCUAGAUUUCUGUGCAAAACAGCAAGGCGCUGGGCUGAAGAGGAUUUUUUUGGUGGACUGCCCUCUCUUAAUCACAACAUCUGCAUCCAAUAGGAUGGAGCAGCCAGCCCCAGUUCUGCUGCAGCACAGUAGUGUAUGGAGGUAGCAGGACCCCUGUACGUUAUGUGUGGGGCCAGAAGAAUAAAAAACUUGUUUGUUAACA